AUCACUUACCGGGGCCGCCACCGUUGUUUCCUUGGUGACCGGCCCGCGCCCUGCGAGGAGGCGAGGAGAUGCUGCCACGAUGGCCGCGCGGCCCUCUGCGGUGCCUGCAGCACCGUGGCCAAGAGCUGAAGCAGCAGGUUGAUAGUUUGCUUUCUGAGAGUCGAUUGAAAGGAGCUCUAGAAGCCAGUAAAAAGCGAGAUAUUUACCAAAGAUGUAUCCAAUUAAAACAGGCAAUUGAUGAAAAUAAAAAUACUCUUCAAAAAUUAAAAAAAGCCGAUGAACCUACACCUGUUGGGAACUAUCAUCAGCAAAAGGAAGAGGAGCACAGUCUCUUAGAUAAACUUACCCACCAACUGCAGGAACUUGCCAUGUCUAUAAGUCGAGAGAAUAUAACUGAAAUUACUUUGUGCAGAAUUGGGGCACUUACUGAAAGAAAGGAAGAUGAUGAUUCUGCUGAAGGAGAUGAAGAAGAAGAUGAUGAUGAUGAAGAAGAAAGUAAAGAAAGUGGUGGGGAAGAAGAAGAAACACAAGAGGAAGAGAAACAGGAAAAUGAAUCUCAUCAACAGGCGACAAGUAAAGAAUACACUGCUGUUGGAAAUUUUACUGCUCAGCAGGCUGGGGAUCUGACAUUUAAGAAAGGGGAAAUUCUCCUUAUAAUUGAAAAAAAACCUGAUGGCUGGUGGAUGGCUAAGAAUGCCAAAGGAAACAAAGGUCUCGUUCCCAAAACCUACCUGGAGCCCUAUCAUAAAGAAGAAGGCCAAGAAUCAAGUGAAGAAGGCAGUGAAGAAGAUGUGGAGGUUGGGGGUGAGUUAGCAGAGGAACCGGAAGUUAAACAAAGAACAGGUUCUCAUUGGAGUGCUGUGCGAAAAGCUCUCUCAGAGCAGAUAAACACUGUUGAUGUGUUGACCACGAUGGGAGCUAUUCCUACAGGGUUCAGGCCUUCCACACUCGUCCAGCUUCUGGAGGAAGGAAAUCAGUUUCGAGCAAGUUACUUCUUACAGCCAGAGCUUGCUCCUUCACAGCUGGCCUUCAGAGAUCUCAUGUGGGAUGCUAAGACAGGCACUAUUAGGUCAAGACCAAGUCAUGUUUCGUUGAUUCUGACCCUCUGGAGUUGUAAAAUGAUUCCUCUUCCAGGAAUGAGCAUCCAGGUUCUCAGUAGACAUGUACGGCUUUGUCUGUUUGAUGGUAAUAAGGUUCUAAGCAACAUUCAUACAGUCAGAGCCACAUGGCAACCUAAAAAACCCAGAACAUGGACCUUUUCUCCCCAGGUUACUGGCAUCUUACCCUGCUUGCUUGAUGGUGAUUGUUUCCUCAGGUCUAAUUCUUUAUCUCCAGAUCUUGGAAUAUUAUUUGAACUUGGAAUUUCUUAUAUUCGCAAUUCAACUGGUGAAAGAGGAGAAUUAAGUUGUGGUUGGGUGUUUCUUAAACUUUUUGAUGCCAGUGGAAUUCCUAUUCCAGCAAAGACUUAUGAGCUCUUCCUGAAUGGCGGCACCCCUUAUGAAAAAGGUGUUGAAGUGGACCGUUCAGUGUCCAGAAGAGCACAUGGGAGUGUUUUCCAUCAGAUGAUGAUGAUGAGAAGGCAGCCUCAGCUUCUGGUAAAACUGAGAUCUUUGAACAGAAGAUCAAGAAACAUACUCAGUCUACUGCCAGAAAUAUUAAUUGGAAGUAUGUGCUGCAUUCAGUUGUUGAUAUUUUAUCGUCAAAUUCUUGGAGAUGUACUCCUGAAAGGCAGGAUGAGCAUGCAAAGUGCUGAUUUUAUCAGUAAUCCCGUACUGGCCACCUUCCCCAAGCUCUUGGAGCAGCCUGAUGUGAUGGAUGCACUCAGGAGUUCAUGGGCUGAGAAAGAAAGCACAUUGAAAAGAUCCGAGAAGAGAGAUGGAGAGUUCCUGAAGGCUGUGUUUCUCCUGGUUUACCAUGACUGCGUGGUCCCCCUUCUCCAUUCGACACUCCUGCCUCCAUUCAGGUGGGCAGAAGAAGAGACUGAGGCUGCACGAUGGAAAGUCAUCGCUGACUUCCUGAAGCAAAACCAAGAAAACAAGGGUGCUCUCCAAGCUCUGCUGUCACCAGAUGGAGUUCAUGAACCUUUUGACAUUUCAGAGCAGACCUAUGACUUCCUGGGUGAAAUAAGAAAGAAAGCAGCCUGACACUGGAGGCCUAUGACCCUUAGCUUCCCACCAAAUCUCAAGGAUCCUCCAUGAUAACCUGGAUAAAGUAACAGAACCAAAGUAACUCACAUUUAACUUAGGCUUUACUCUUCUUUGUACAGACCAAAUUCUACAUGAAAUAUUUAUCUGAUAAGUUGAAUAUGCUUUAAUACAAUAAAAUAUGUUUUUAUAAGGAAUACUGUUAUAUCUAAAUUUAAAGAGAAUUUUUUUCAAAAACUAACUUUAAGUUGACUGUACCUAUACAUUUGUAUCAAAGCAAGAUUUCAUCAAAAGCUGAAUUUGUGGUUAUUCAAGAAAGUGAAACUAUAAUCCGUGGAACUGGAGAGAAUACUUGCAAAUCAUAUACCUGGUAAGAGUCUGGUAUCAAGAAUAUAUAAAUGUAUAAUUAUUGCUAAUAGAAUUUAUGUUGUGAAAUGAAGGGGAAAUCAGAGAAACCUCUUUGAGAAAGUUGUAUUAUUAAUCACUUAAUUCAGUCUAAUUUUUAUUAUUAUUAUUAGUUUCAGGUGUACAAAACAAGGUAAUAGUUAGACAUUUAUACCCUCACAAAGUGAUAAGCCCCUCUCCCCCAAUCUACUACCCCUCUGACAUCAUAUAUAGCUGUUACAGUUCCACUGUCUCUAUUCCUUAUGCUGUACUCCACAUCCUGUGACAUAUGUAUAUUAAAUGAUAGUUGACAUUCAUUAAUAUUCAGCUUCACCCAGGUGUACACUGCUGUGGUCAGGCACCUGCACCAUUCAUGAAGUGGUCUCCCUAAUAAGACAAGUGUCCAUCGGAUACCCUACAUAAUCUUUACAACAUUAUUGAUUUUAUUUCCCAAACUGACUUUUGUAUCCCCAUGGCAAUCUUGU
This is a messenger RNA of Rhinolophus ferrumequinum (greater horseshoe bat), 3013 nucleotides long. It is a transcript of the gene NPHP1, whose product is annotated as nephrocystin 1. The transcript has 20 exons. The coding region runs from base 69 to 2144 and encodes 691 amino acids. NCBI's taxonomy places the organism in Eukaryota, Metazoa, Chordata, Mammalia, Chiroptera, Rhinolophidae. Gene Ontology annotation, cellular component: cytoplasm; cilium. The record is from RefSeq and is a predicted model, not a curated record. Gene Ontology annotation, biological process: protein localization involved in establishment of planar polarity. Gene Ontology annotation, molecular function: protein binding.